Linderina pennispora is the source of this 5472-nucleotide messenger RNA. RefSeq names its product beta and beta-prime subunits of DNA dependent RNA-polymerase. The record is from RefSeq and is a predicted model, not a curated record. NCBI's taxonomy places the organism in Eukaryota, Fungi, Kickxellomycota, Kickxellomycetes, Kickxellales, Kickxellaceae. Gene Ontology annotation, biological process: transcription by RNA polymerase II. The transcript has 3 exons. Gene Ontology annotation, cellular component: RNA polymerase II, core complex. Gene Ontology annotation, molecular function: DNA binding. Bases 1 to 5472 code for a protein of 1823 amino acids.
AUGGCGUACAACUUCCAAUUCGCGUAUUCAUCGGCGCCUCUGCGCACGGUCAAAUACGUGCAAUUUGGAAUCAUUUCUCCUGAGGAGAUGAAGUCUAUGGCAGUCGCAAAGAUCGAGCAUCCUGAGCUGCGCGACGAGGACGGCAAGCCCAAGAUUGGCGGCCUACUCGACCCGCGCAUGGGCACGAUCGAUCGCAACUUCAAGUGCCAGACAUGCGGUGAGAACAUGACCGAAUGUCCUGGCCACUUUGGCUACAUCGAGCUCGCCAAGCCCGUGUACCACAUUGGCUUUAUCAGCAAGGUGAAGAAGAUUCUGGAGUGUGUGUGCUGGCGCUGCUCGAAGCUCAAGGCCGACACGAGCGACCCUGUGUUCCAGGCAGCGCUGAAGAUCCCCGAUGCCAACAAGCGCAUGAAGCGCGUGUGGGACAUUUGCAAGUCGCGCACGAUCUGCGAGCUGUCGGGUGAGGAGACGGCGACGGGUGAAAACAUGGCAGCCAAGCUCAACGGCAUGCCGAUGUCGGAGGAGGACCGCGCGCGGCAGACUGUCAACGACAUGCUGGGCGAGGCGCGCAAGCACACCCACGGCGGAUGUGGUCAUCGCCAGCCCACAUACCGCAAGGAGGGCCUGAAGCUGUUUGCGACGUACAAGCCUGGCGCCAACGACGAGGGCACGCCCGAGGGCAAGCAUGUGCUUAGUGUCACUGCCGUGCUGCAGGUGCUCAAGCGCAUCUCGGACGAAGACUCGUUCGCCAUGGGAAUCAACCCGGACUAUGCUCGCCCCGAGUGGAUGAUCCUGACUGUGAUGCCAGUGCCGCCGAUGGCGGUGCGCCCCAGCAUCCAGAUGGACGCGACUCGCCAGAGCGAGGACGAUCUGACGUACAAGCUCAACGACAUUCUCAAGGCCAACGCGCGCGUGCGCAGCUGCGAGAUGGAGGGUGCACCCAUGCACAUCAUCGAGGAGUUUGAGGCACUGCUGCAGUUCCACACAGCGACGUUCAUGAACAACGAGCUGUCGGGCCUGCCGCAGGCGCUGCAAAAGUCUGGCCGCCCAAUCAAGUCGAUCCGUGCCCGUCUGAAGGGAAAGGAGGGCCGUCUGCGUGGCAACCUGAUGGGUAAGCGUGUCGACUUCUCGGCACGUACGGUUAUUACUGGUGACCCAAACAUCUCGAUCGACCAGGUCGGUGUGCCGCGCAGCAUUGCGCGCAACCUGACGUACCCGGAGACGGUGACACCAUACAACAUCGACCGCCUGCAGGACAUGGUCCGAAACGGGCCCAGCGAGCACCCGGGUGCAAAGUAUGUGAUCCGCGACACUGGCGAGCGUAUUGAUCUGCGACACAACAAGCGCGGCGGCGACAUUCCGCUGCAGAUCGGAUACCGCGUUGAGCGCCACCUGCUCGACAAUGACGUGAUCAUUUUCAACCGCCAGCCAUCGCUGCACAAGAUGUCCAUGAUGGGACAUCGUGUCAAGGUCAUGCCGUACUCGACGUUCCGCCUUAACCUGUCGGUAACAUCGCCGUACAACGCCGAUUUCGACGGUGAUGAGAUGAACUUGCACGUGCCGCAGUCUGAGGAGACCCGUGCCGAGAUCAAAGAGAUCUGCAUGGUUCCGAAGCAGAUUGUGUCGCCGCAGUCCAACAAGCCCGUCAUGGGUAUCGUGCAGGACACGCUGUGCGCCAUCCGCAAAUUCACCAAGCGCGACACGCUGCUAGACAUCGACAUGGUUAUGGCGCUGCUGCUGUGCGCACCCGACUGGGACGGUGUGAUCCCGACACCGUGCAUCCUGAAGCCCAGGCCGAUGUGGUCGGGCAAGCAGGUGUACAGCCUGGUCAUCCCCAAGGGCACCAACUGCAUGCGGUUCCACUCGACCCACCCCGAUGACGAGACGACCUGGAUCUCGCCUGGAGACACACGUGUGAUCAUCGAGAACGGCGAGCUGCUGUGUGGUAUCGUGUGCAAGAAGACCAUCGUUACGCGGCACUUCUUUGACGGAACCCAGCGUGUCAUCAACAACUGGUUCCAGCACAACAGCUUCAGUAUCGGUAUCGGCGAUACGAUUGCCGACGACUCAACCAUGGAGACUGUGGGUACUAUCAUUCGCGAGUGCUACGAGCGUGUCGACGAGCUCAUCCGCAACGCGCAGGAAGACAAGCUGGAGUGCAUGCCUGGCAUGACCCUGAAGGAGUCCUUUGAAAACAAGGUUAAUGGCGAGCUUAACCGUGCCCGUGACCAGGCCGGCAAGACUGUGCAGCGCCGACUCAAGGAGACCAACAACGUGCGCCAGAUGGUCGAUGCCGGAUCCAAGGGAUCGUACAUCAACGUCUCGCAGAUGACGGCCUGUGUCGGCCAGCAGAACGUCGAGGGCAAGCGUAUCCCGUACGGCUUCAAGUACCGCUCCCUGCCGCACUUUGCCAAGGACGACUACUCGCCCGAGAGCAAGGGCUUUGUCGAGAACUCGUACCUGCGUGGUCUGACGCCGCAAGAGUUCUACUUCCACGCCAUGGGUGGCCGUGAGGGUCUCAUCGAUACUGCUGUGAAGACUGCUGAGACCGGGUACAUUCAGCGCCGUCUGAUCAAGGCGCUUGAGGACAUCAUGUCGCAGUACGACGGCACCAUCCGUAACUCGCUGGGCCAGGUCGUGCAGUUCGUCUAUGGCGAGGACGGCAUGGACGGAUGCUUCAUUGAGCGCCAGAAGCUGGCGUCGACUCGCCUCAAGAACGCGCAGUUCGAGAGCAAGUACCGCGUCGAUGUCAUGGACCGCAACAAGAGCUUCAAGCCCGGGUCGCUGGACUUCUCGGUGCUCAAGAACGUCGAGGGUAACGACGAGGUGCAGCGCGUGCUUGACGGCGAGUUCAAGCUGCUGACCGAGGACCGCAACAUUGCCCGCAACUUUAUUGUCACUGACGGCAACAGCAGCAAGCCGCUGCCAGUCAACCUGGAGCGUCUGCUCAAGAUUGCCCAGCAGACGUUCAACAUUGAUCGCCGCAAGCCGUCGAACCUGAACCCCAUCGAGAUCGUGAAUAUGGUCAACAUGCUGUCGGAGCGGCUCACGGUUAUUCGUGGCGACGACAAGCUCAGCGCAGAGGCGCAGCACAACGCUACGCUGCUGUUCCAGAUCCACCUGCGCUCGACCCUGGCGUCGAAGCGCGUGCUUGAGGAGUUCCACCUCAACAAGGACGCCUUUGACUGGGUCCUGGGAGAGGUUGAGACGCGCUUCAAGCGCUCGCUGGUCAACCCUGGUGAGAUGGUUGGCGUUAUUGCUGCGCAGUCGAUUGGUGAGCCGGCCACGCAGAUGACGCUAAACACGUUCCACUUUGCCGGUGUCAGCUCCAAGAACGUCACCCUUGGAGUGCCGCGUUUGAAGGAAGUCAUCAACGUGGCGACCAACAUCAAGACGCCGUCGCUGACUGUCUUCCUGACCAACGAGGCUGGCCGCAACCUGGAGCGCGCCAAGGAUGUGCAGGUCGCCAUCGAGCACACCACCCUGGCCAAGGUCACGGCAGCAACUGAAAUCUGGUACGAUCCCGAUGUGCAGGACACGAUCAUCGACGAGGAUCGCGACUUUGUGCAGGCGUACUAUGAGAUGCCCGACGAGCAGAUCCCAGUCGAGACCAUCUCGCCCUGGCUGCUGCGUAUCGAGCUCAACCGUAACAUGAUGAUCGACAAGAAGCUGUCGAUGACUGAGGUCACCAACAAGCUGACCGAGGUCUUCAACCGCGACCUGCUGUGCAUCUGUAACGACGACAACUCGGAGAAGCUUGUGGUGCGCUGCCGCAUCAUCAACGCUGAGGGCAUGAACAAGGACGAUGACCUUGAGGACGGCCAGAUGGAGGAGGACGUGUUCCUCAAGCGCAUCGAAACGCACAUGCUGGACAACGUGGUGCUGCGCGGUAUCCCUGGCAUCAAGCGCGUGUACCUUGUUGAGAAGGACAAGAUCAUCACCAAGGAGACCGGUGAGUACGACAAGCAGACCGAGUGGGUCAUUGAGACUGACGGCAUCAACCUACGCGAGGUGAUGUGGCAGGACAACGUUGAUCCCAAGCGCACGUACUCCAACCACCCCAUCGAGAUUCUCGAGGUGCUGGGUAUCGAGGCUGGCCGUGCUGCGAUCCUGAAGGAGGUGCGCAACGUUAUCGAGUUUGACGGUUCAUAUGUCAACUACCGCCAUCUGUCGCUGCUUGUCGACCUGAUGACAUCGCGGGGUAUCCUGACUGCCAUUACCCGCCACGGAAUCAACCGUGCCGAGACCGGUCCGCUCAUGCGCUGUACCUUCGAGGAGACGGUCGAAAUUCUCAUGGACGCCGCUGCCGUCGGAGCCAUCGACGACUGCCGCGGUGUGGCAGAGAACAUCCUGCUGGGCCAGCUGGCGCCUCUUGGCACGGGUUCGUUCGACGUCAUGCUCGACGACGAGAUGCUGAGCCAGGUCGUCAUUGACCCGCGUGCCCAGGGCUUCGACUUGGCCAACGCGCCCUCGGGCGUGCCAGCAUAUGUCCUGGCAGGAUCGCCUGGCCCGAGCGGCAGCAUGUCGCCGCAGAUGACGCCUUAUGACAGCCGCAGCCCCGACUAUGUGGGCAUGGGCGGACCUGGAUCUCCGGUCAGCGCUAUGUUCUCGCCCAUUGUCGACAGCGGUGCCACGUCGCCUGGGUGGAAUGGCGCCAGUCCGUACUCGCCGGCGUCGCCCUCGUACAGCCCGACGUCGCCAACAUACAAUGCGACAUCGCCGUCAUACUCGCCAACGUCGCCGCAGUAUUCCCCGACGUCACCCUCGUACAGUCCGACGUCUCCAUCGUACAGCCCCACCUCGCCCAGAUACGGUCAGACAUCGCCGCAGUACUCGCCCACGUCGCCGUCCUACAGCCCGACGUCGCCGUCGUACUCGCCGACAUCGCCCUCGUACAGCCCCACAUCACCUUCGUACAGCCCGACGUCUCCGUCAUACUCGCCGACGUCGCCUUCAUACAGCCCGACGUCGCCGUCCUACAGCCCCACGUCCCCGUCGUACUCGCCUACGUCUCCUUCGUACAGUCCCACGUCGCCUUCGUACAGUCCGACUUCACCCUCAUAUAGCCCGACGUCGCCGUCCUACAGCCCGACGUCUCCGUCAUACUCGCCGACGUCGCCUUCUUACAGCCCGACAUCGCCGUCCUACAGCCCCACGUCCCCGUCGUACUCGCCGACGUCUCCUUCGUACAGUCCCACGUCGCCUUCGUACAGUCCGACUUCACCCUCAUAUAGCCCGACGUCGCCGUCCUACAGCCCGACGUCUCCGUCGUACUCGCCAACCUCGCCAUCUUACAGCCCGACAUCGCCGUCGUACUCGCCCAACUCGCCCUCGUACAGCCCUGGCGGUGGCUUCAAUGGCGAUAACCAGCAUGGUGGAAACCAGAGCAACGGCAACGGAGGCUCGGCAUCCGGCAGCGGGAGCACGAACGACCAGCAGCAGGGCGGUGGUGCCGGUUGGUCUCCAUCGUAA